AUGCCGCCCAAGACGGCUACGGGCAGAGCUCGCGGAACAGGCACAAGAGGAAGAGGUGGAAGAGGAGGACGAGGAGGAGCAGCCGCCGCAACAGCAGCAGAGUCCAUGCCAACAGACCAACCCAUGCCCGAUGCAGCACCAGCAGAGCCGUCCACAGCAGCACCUGUUGCUCAAAUGACAGCAGCACCAGUCGCAAACAUGGCUCCCGAGACCACUGCAUCUGCUUCGACUGCAGAAGCAGCACCCGCACCCGCACCAGUCAAACGCGUAGCUUCAGUCCGUCGCGGCGGCGCAUCAGCAUCACCAGCACCCUCAGCCUCGCGCGGCAAGAAACCAAUCGUGCCGGCCCCCAAAGCAGUGAGAAGAAGCAAAGAAGACAGAGAAGCCCUGCAAAAAGAAGCAAACGCAAAGAAAGCCGAAGAAGCAAGAGCAGCACUCAGAGAUGCAAAGAGAGCAGGAAGAGGCAGGGGCGACAGAGGAAGAGGAAGAGGUGGUGGUAAAGCAAGAGGUGGAUUCAUGGGUGAUAGCGAGAGAACCAUCAGAGAUGUCGUUGCCAGUGGUCCUUUCUCGGCUGGUCAAGUAUCUGCCGAUGCCGGAUUCCGCGGACAAAGGAGAGCUGUGGGCGGUGGCUUCGGCGGUGGAGGUGGUGGUGGUUAUUCUGGCGGAUCUGGGGUUGGUGGAAGCAGUGGAAGUGGAGGCCCUCGCAUCAAGAGCGAAGGAGGAGGCCCAUCAUACGGCAACAUCAACAUCGACGACGGUGGCUAUAUUUCCUCAGAUCUGGAUGAAGCAGACGAAGGACCACGCAAGGAUAUCGACUUUAUCAACCUCCUCAGUGACGAUGAGCAAGACACGACAGCUACCAAUGCCAACAUGGCUCCCAUCCGCGUCAACCGCGUCGAACACCGCGAGCGAGAAAAGCCAGUUGCUGCAGAUGCCUCAAAGUCAAAAGCAGCGAUUGCCGAAUCCUCAGGCGCUGCAGCGGGAGGAGCACCAGGAGAAGCAACAGCAACCCCAAAAGAACGUACAGCAUCUCCAGAACUGUCUCGCAAACAACCACGCGCAAAGGAAGUCCAAGUAGUCCGCACCGAGAGAAAAUGGAAGGGAGCCUGGGAAGACAGCUCCGACGACGAUCUAGCAAUCAAGCCCGAGCCCACAGACGAAGCAUCCUCCAUCACAGCAGCACCCCUAGACGAAACCACAAACCUCGCCCUCAAAGAAUCCGCCUCUCCCGAAAGCCGGCGCAAAUCAAAGGGCAAAGCCUCAACAGCAAGAAAACACUCCGUCCCCACCGAAGCACCAGCACUGCAAACCGUAGAAGAACGUCGCGAAUGGGAACGCCACCACCUAGACCUCGAAAUCCUGCGUCAAGAACUCGGAGAAAUCACCUUGCCGUCAUCUGUAGCACCUCCAAAACCUGCUGCAAAAGACGCAGAAGGAGACACUAACAUGGCAGAAAACAGCGAACAAGCAGAUCUAGCAGAAGGUCCUGAUGCUGCAACUUCCCUACCAUCAGAACAAGCGUCAACAACACAACCACCGCCAGACCGCCGCACCGAUCGUGUGUACCUCUUCCAAUUCCCUCCUAUUUUGCCUUCUUUGGUUCCCGCGACUGUGAAACCAGAACCCGUGUCUCCAACGCUGUCUAAGAAAACUCCUGCAGUAUUAACAGCAGCAACAGCUAUCGAUGUGGAUGCUUCCUCGGCUUCAAAACCAAAGUCGACAAAACAAGAAGUCCCAGAGUCGGCUGGGCAGAUGCAUUCACCCUUCCCUGCUGGCUUAGUCGGAAAACUGCGUGUUCAUGCAAGCGGCAGAACGACUCUGGAUUGGGGCGGUACUUCGCUGCAGAGUGAUGUGGAAGGUGCAAAGGGCAAGGAAGAGGAACAAGACGAGGGUGCAUUCGGUGGUGAAGUCAUGGGACUAGGUCAGGUCAGGGGUAAGUUUGUCGUUACUCCUGAUUGGGAAGAAAUCGUUGGUGUGAGGAUCUAG
Messenger RNA from Aureobasidium musti, 1986 nucleotides. Lineage: Eukaryota; Fungi; Ascomycota; Dothideomycetes; Dothideales; Saccotheciaceae. The record is from the annotation of a GenBank genome assembly.